Salmo salar (Atlantic salmon) is the source of this 3652-nucleotide messenger RNA. Its product is annotated as fibroblast growth factor 11. The record is from RefSeq and is a predicted model, not a curated record. Lineage: Eukaryota; Metazoa; Chordata; Actinopteri; Salmoniformes; Salmonidae. Gene Ontology annotation, molecular function: growth factor activity.
GUCACCUCUGCUGAUGGUUGCUACUGGAAUUCACAGACCACUCUCACACUCUCACACUCACCCGUGGGGGGCGGCGGGGGGUUAGUUGAGGGCUGUGUGGAGAGAGAGAAUGCCAGAAGAGGAGGAAGAUAAAUCUUUCUCUGUCCAUCCCUCUGUUCCGUUCCCGGAUUCAUUCUUGGGAGUCCGUCACCAUCCCGCCUGCUGUGCUGCCUCUGGAUCUAAGUCUGCUGGAUUACGGCUCCAUUUCUCCGCUCAUUAUUCCUGACGCUUGCAUUUCCAUGGCAGGCAAAGUUGGGCAUCCAGAGACUAUAUGUUGACUGCCUGUUCAUUUCCUCUUGACUUUGUAUGCUGUUUGAGCUUCAAAAUGAUUUCACUCUUCACUGGAAGAAGUGUGAUUUUUAUAUGACAGAGAAAAGAGCUCCGUCUAUUUUUUGGGGAUUGUUUACUUAUAGGAUAGGCUAGUGAUUUUGCUAUAUUUUGAACUUCGUUGUUGCUGGUGAUUUGGUGGGGAGGGAGGUUAGAAAUGUAGGAAAUGUCGAUGUCUUUACAUGUUUUAUUUUUAUCAAACAGACAUUCUAACCUCACUCACCCGUCUUUCUUUUUUACUGAAGAUGUGACCUUAGUGGUCUCUGUUUUUCAGUGUUUUUUAGUGUUGGUGCAUUUAUUUCUCGUCACACUGGAGGGUCCGCUUUGGAUGUGUGACUGCACUUGAACUCUCACCUCCCUUGCUCUUCCCUUUUCCAGGGGGCUCUUAACCUAGACCCUCUCUUUUAACCCUGAGUAAAACCCCUCUCCCCUCUCUGGGGGCUCUCUCUGGACCUUCCGACCAUUUUCUGUUGCUUGAGGACACAGACAGCCCCGCCUGAAGAGGGGCUGUUGGGUAGGAAGACACCCCCCUCCCAAAGGUGAGAGGGGGGGGAAGAUGGCAGCUCUCGCCAGCUCUCUCAUCAGACAGAAACGGGCAGUCAAGGACGACAGACAAAACCGACCGGUAGCCAACAAGAGGAAGCCUUGUCCCAAGAGCAACAAGUCUCUGUGCCAGAAACAGAUCCUAGUCCUUAUCUCUAAAGUGCGGCUAUGUGGGGGUCGAAAAAGUCGAAAAGAAAAGAGACCGGAGCCCCAGUUGAAAGGCAUCGUGACCAGGCUAUACAGUCAGCACGGAUACUACCUGCAUAUGCAUCCGGAUGGCACCAUGGACGGCACAAGGGACGAAAGCAGCUCCUUCUCACAGUUCAACUUGAUUCCUGUGGGUCUGAGGAUCGUAGCGAUCCAGGGGGCGAAGACAGGGCUUUACCUGGGCAUGAACAGCGACGGGUACCUUUAUACCUCUGAACACUUCACUCCAGAGUGUAAGUUCAAAGAGAGUGUGUUUGAGAACUACUACGUGACGUACUCCUCCAUGCUCUACAGACAGAGCCAGUCGGGCCGCUCCUGGUAUAUCGGUAUCAACCGCGACGGACAAGUCAUGAAGGGCAAUCGGGUGAAGAAGACCAAAGGUGCUGCACACUUCCUGCCUAAGGUUCUAGAAGUUGCCAUGUAUAAGGAGCCAUCGCUACACGAGCUAGUCAACGAAGAGAAAGAGAAAGAGCAAGAAAAAGAGAAAGAGAAAGAAGGCCCUGCCCGGAAGACAGUGAAGACGUCAGAAGAACGUCAUGAAAGAACUUUCUCCAUCAAGAUCUGCAGGAAAGAAAAAAAAGCCCCCAAGGCUGAUGCCUCGUAGCACAGGGGACUGAUGGUGGGGGAGGGGCAGCAGUGACACUGAGAACUUAAUAGGGACUUAAUCGCCCAUCAUGCACUUGGGCUGGCUGGAGGAAUGGCCCCCUUUCGCUAGAAGUGCACUGGGCUACACCAUGAUGAAGUGUCAGGGGUCAACAGCCCAUCAGGUCUGGGUCUCGGAGGAAUUCCUCUCACCUGCCACCAGAGAGGAAGAUGGAUUAGGGCCCAAGUCAGCACCACCACCCUUCCUCCCUGUCAAUCACCUUUACCCCUUCUCCUCUAGCACAGUCACUACCAAAGGCACAGCCUGUAUAAUCUCUCUGUCAUUCAUCUACUGCCUUCCCAUCACCUGUCCUAGUGUCCAGAAAUCCCCUCCACUCGCGCUCACACUUUAAUUUCUAAUUGUUAUAUUUUCAUGUGCGAGUGUGAUUGUGUCUGUGUGUAAGAGAGAGGUGUGUAACAAUAAUCACUUCAUGUCAUCAUAAUUACUAUUCUCGAGUCCACUCUUCUAAUUAAUGGCAAUCACCGUGAUGAAAGUGUGACUAUGCCAGGCCUCCACCAUCUGCCCACCUGCAAAUCACACACCUCACAGCUGGAGGCGGGACAUCAAAAUGAUGUUUUAUUGGACAACAUUGGGGGGAUCUAUUUCUAUAUGAUAGCAGGGCUGUCUGUUGAACUGCAGUCAGCAAAUCAAUUUCAAAAAAGCCAAAUCAUCUGUUGAAAGAGACAAGUCAAGCAAGCCCUUUUGGGAUCAGAGUUAUAUCUACAGGCUACAAGAUUACCUUUUCUAUCUCCCUCUUUCAAAGGUCAUUUCUCUAACGAUCAAUCACAAUGAGGAAGGUAAUGAUGGAGGGAACUGAAGAAGUUUAUCAUAAUAAAUCAUGAGGAUGAUGAUGAUGAUAAUAAUAAUAAUGAAAAUUACAAUGGUUACAGUGAUUAUGGUGAUAAUGAUGAUUCAACUACUGUAUAACUUUGCAAUAAUCUCACAGACAGAAAUUUCAGGGUAUUCCAUUAUCUGAAGUGAAUAGCCAUUUGCCCUUCUGGAGCCAUGAAAGCACCAUGUCCAAAAUACUAUGAGAGCCCCGACUCGUACAUGACUGCCAUGUCUGGCCCACAUAACAGUAGCCUGACAGAGAUGAUUUCAGUUUGUGUGCAGCAGGCUGACUCUGAGCAUGUGAGAGAGUGAUGGAGCUAAAUACCCUCUGGGCCCAAAAUGAGGCUAUGUUAUUAUGAUGUAACUCUUUGAAGGUUCUUUCCAGGGGUUUUUAUGGAAUACAUCCAUCAUUGCUUGAAUUAUUCACCUACAUUUAUGUAAAAUGUUCUAACUAGUCUCUGCAAUAUUUGUACAGUUUUGAGUCUCUUUAAGAGCUGGGCUGUGUUAAAAGAGAAAGUCAGCUUUUUUGCAAGUGUGUGAGAUAGUUACUGAGUGAGUGGUUAUGAAUGCACCUGCUUAAAAAUCUCCCAAUUUGCCAGCCUCCCUAACUCAGCUUGUGGUGCUCUUUUUUGUUGACCAUAAUGCACCAAAAUACAGUAUUUCAGAGAAAUGUUAAGGAUUGGAUUUAAAGGAAUGCUACUGUGUUAAAUUGAUUAGAUUCUCUGUCACCUGAAAGGUAAUGCUAGUGAUUGUUCAGUGUAUCCUUUGCUUGGCAACUGUUGUCGACAUAAAGCCGAGUUUAAAGCUGACAUCAAAGCCUGAGGAGGCUCUGAGCUGGAGCACCUACUUACUAUUCUACAGACGUCUCACUCCUUAUCCACUCACCAGCCUUAUCAAAUCACCACAGAGGAAUCCACUCGCAAAUAUGGAUUUCUUUGUGUGCGUGGCUGUGUGUGAUUGUGUUCUUCCCCCAGUGUAGCGAUGUUUGUGGGAAUGUGUGAGUUUAUUUUGGGAGUGCAUUGUGUGUGUAUGCCUGUGUGCAUGUGUGGGUUUGUGUGCGUG